Messenger RNA from Trichomonas vaginalis G3, 849 nucleotides. Its product is annotated as protein of unknown function, DUF4106 family. The annotation marks the transcript as partial. The record is from RefSeq and is a predicted model, not a curated record. The transcript has a single exon. Lineage: Eukaryota; Parabasalia; Trichomonadida; Trichomonadidae.
AUGAAUGGAAAUGUUUCCGAAUGGUAUAACGAAUGCGACAAUGCCAUUAGAAGGUCAGAAAUAGUUCCUGGAACUUACGAAUAUACAACUGCUGUUUCUUAUGGAAACGUAGGUGAGUUUGGAGAAGGUUCUUCAACAACAGUAGAUAUUGCUUGCGACAGGUUUCAUAUAAUUUCUAUUGACAACUCUUUCUUAUACGUGGAACAAGACAUUGAAAUAAAACCUUCUGCCAAGUUGUCUGACAAGAAAGGUUGCAAUGGAAUUUUCUAUGUCGGAUACCAAUAUGCUCCAGAAGUUUUCAUGGGAUAUAAGAUAUAUUCUAACUCUGACUUAGUUCAAACAGUAACAUGGGCAAACUAUGAAUGGUUCGCUUUGAGAAACUCAGUACAACCACAAGCUAGAGAACAAACAGACCAGUAUGCAACUAUUGAGAAAAUAAGAAGACUUGACCCUAACGUUCCAGGAGUUUAUGUUAACCUUUCUGGACAAACUGCAGCAGCAGUAACCAAAGUAAAACUGAAACUUAGAGUUCCUUUGUCAUCUUUCCUCAUCUUCAGGUUUUUAAGAUACUUGCCAAACUGGGCAGGAAAAAUUUCUAUCGAACUUACUCCAAGCAAAAAUAACUUAGUCAUUGCACCAACACAAGACCCAUUCACUCUUACAGAAGUAGUGGGAACAAAUAAAAUGUCAUUCGCCGACUUUUGCAAAAACAAAGUUGACUUAGACUUUGGUUUCUCAAACCUCAACACUGAAGUAAACUAUUAUUUCAAUGCUGCUGGAGAUGCUUGGGACCCAGUUAAGUUCACAUGCGAAAAAUUUGAAUGCAAGAGAAUAGAAAGCAGACUUGCA